Messenger RNA from Siniperca chuatsi (mandarin fish), 4787 nucleotides. RefSeq names its product homeodomain-interacting protein kinase 1-like. The transcript has a single exon. Lineage: Eukaryota; Metazoa; Chordata; Actinopteri; Centrarchiformes; Sinipercidae. The coding region runs from base 2394 to 4304 and encodes 636 amino acids. Gene Ontology annotation, biological process: smoothened signaling pathway; peptidyl-serine phosphorylation; intrinsic apoptotic signaling pathway in response to DNA damage by p53 class mediator. Gene Ontology annotation, molecular function: SMAD binding; ATP binding; transcription coactivator activity. Gene Ontology annotation, cellular component: PML body; cytoplasm; nucleus. The record is from RefSeq and is a predicted model, not a curated record.
CCACUGUGUGUGUCCAUUUUUCUAUGCAAAUUUGCUUUAUAGGGCCCAUCUCAGCUAUCUGUUGCAUGAGAUAGCCCGGUAGUUACCAUAGUAGCCCAGCCUGUAAAAUCAAACAGCAGAUGGAGAAUGAUGUGCACUCAACGCUACAGUGAAUCCAGCUCUACAGCCUGGAACCCGGCUAACAAAUGCUGUGUUAUGUGAUCGAGCAGAAACUUGAUGAACGUAUGAGGCGUGGAGCUGUUCACCUUUCCUAAAGAAUACUGCAUAAUCACAGAGUCAGAGAGAUAAGUGUGGAGUCCAUCCACUGAUGAGAGAGAGCUCAAUAUUAGGUUUCUGCUCGAUCACAUAACACACCAUCUGCUUUGUGGAGAGGGAGCUGAAUGAGGGAACUCACAAAGACAACUAGACCCUCUGUUACUCAUGAGCUGGACUUGUGUACCUGAAAGGGAGUUUAGACUGCUUCAUCUCAACCAGGACUCAGACAUUGUAGUUGAACAAGACCUCAUAACAAUACAAAAAAGAGGUUUUACAGGGUGGUUUAAAGUGUAUGCAUGUUUAACUGGUGAGCAAAAUUAUCCUCCAGUGCGGCUGCCAUCGUACUACUGGGACUGUCUAAUGAGAGUAACAAAUAUCAGUGGUUCUGCUCCCAUUUCAGCCCACUCAGUAGUUUUCUUCCUGUAAUACCAAGCCUGAUUGGUCCUCUACUUUUCUGCUAGGAAAGAAUGUUGUUGUUCCCAUGACUACCACAUAGUCUGGGCUACGCAGGAAUAUAAUGACAAUAGCAGUCUCUCUUUUCGUUCUCUCUCACACACUCAUUACCUUACACACACUUGCUCACUGUUUUUCUGCAUUUCUCCUUGUCUCCUGGUCCAGCAUCAGUUGAGUGCAUUUAUGUCAGAUUUUAAUUGACUUGAAAAGAUGGAUGUCUUCUAAUGUCGAAAACUAUAUAUAUAUUCUCUGGUUAUUUCCCUUGAAUAUUUAACUUCCACUAUACAGAUUUUUUUUUUUCUCUGUGCUUCCCUGAAAAUUGAGGUGUGCAGGAACGAGCAUAAAACUGGGACAUCACAAAGUAUGGGAAGCCUGUAUAUAAAUUAUACAAGCUUUACAUGGACACACUCGAAAAACUCCAGAGCACAUACACUGCACACUUGACAGUAAUGAAUUCAGACAGGGGGCCCAGGGGAAAGAGACUAUAUGCGGCCUUCUAUUAAUUACCUCCUUGACACACACACUCUGUGCAGAAAGAUGCAAACAUGCACAUAUACACUCCACCAGUGUCACACCAGCAGAUAAGCAUACACACACAUACACAUGCAUACACACACAUAAAUAUAUGAUAUAAUGAAUUCCUGUUGUAAACUUGUUCUCUAACUUUCCCAUUACUGAUAUCUUUGUUUCCUUUUCUUUAGCUUUAAAUUACGCUAUUCAGUAUUCUAACUUUAUUCCAAGCACUCUGUCUCUCUCUCUCACACACAUCAUAUAUGCUCAUACUGAUAUGCACAUUAAGCACCACACACACACACACAAACACACAUUUGUGCUGCACAUUUGCGGUGGCAGCACUAAUAAAUAAACAGAUUACAUUCGCAGUGGACAAAUAAGCCUGAAAAUAAAUUAACGUUGGGAAAGCUGCCUUAUGCAAAGAACAAACACAUGCAGAGUGAAGAAGAAAUACACACAGGCUCAGCAUCUGAAAACAAACACUGACCUACAAAAAUUUACCAACAAAGAGCAACAUACACAUGUACAUACAUUCAAACACACUGCUGUAUACACACAUGAAUGGAGAUACUGAAAUAUAAUAUAAAUAUUUAUAAAUAUAGAUCUUUAAGGCACUUAGUCACAAAUACAUGAGCCAGACUUUAUCCCAGUCACAAAUUCCAUCUAUAUUAGUUGUGCUAGGUUGUCAAUGAGCUUAAUCUUAACAGCUUUUUUUGUAUGUUUGCUGGAUUUUCAUGCUUUUUUUUUGAGCAUACAUUAUAAUACUAACAAGCACAAACGGUGUAAUUCAUGUUGAUCACCAAGACAAACUCAAUGUAUCACUGGCUCAACUGUAUUUGUACUUUCACAUUUGAAUUAUGUGUGAAGAAAUGCAUAUACUCUUGUAAGACAAUGAACUUUGUUUUUGAGAAUGUCACAGUUUUUUGAGAGUCAUGAUUUUCAAGCCAUUAGAAUUUGAAAAAAACACAUUUAGAAUUUUUAGAAUUCUGUUUUGGCUUUGACGUUAGAAUGUAAAUGUGUCAGAAUGAUGUCACAAAGACAACUCUAUAGAUAAAGGCUUGUAGACAAAAUCUGGUCAGUUACCUUCUGGUUACCUUCAGAGUAAGAACACAGUUCAAUCUUCUGUAUACCUACUCAACUUAGAUAGUAUUUGGAAACAUUUGACUGCAAAAAUGUCUUCCCCAAUUACAACCACAGAUAAGGAAAAUGAAAAGAACAAGGAGAUAGCACCUGUACCAUUUCAGGUACAAAAGCAUGACAUACUCUCCAACAAGUCUGUACGCUACCUUGUAUUGGAUUUUAAUGGAGAAGGACAUUUUGGCAAAGUCGCCAAGUGUGUGAACUUAAAAACAUCCGAGACUACGGCCAUCAAGAUCCACAAAAAAAGUGAAUAUCACAGCCUUCAAAGAGAAGUGGGAAUGCUGGAAGAACUCAGGGCCCUUGACCCAGAGAAGAAGAACUUGGUGAGAUUCAUAGACAGUUUCAUGUUCCAAGACCUGCCUUGCCUCGCCUUUGAGAUGCUGGACAGGAGCCUUUGGGACCUGAUGAAGGAGAGAGAGAUGCAACUGACUCUCAAUGAAAUCCGCCCCAUCACACAUCAGCUACUUGUAGCAUUAGAAGCCCUGAAAGGUAUCGGGAUCGUUCACACAGACCUGAAACCUGACAACAUCAUGCUUGUCAACCACCAGGAUCAGCCCUUCAGGGUGAAAUUAAUCGACUUUGGUUUGGCCCUUCCAGCAUCCAAAAUAUAUAUUGGAAUGAACGUGCAAACUCGUGCAUACAGGGCUCCCGAGGUGACCUUGGGCCUCCCCAUAUCUGAAGCCAUCGACAUGUGGGGACUGGGAUGUGUCAUGGCAUACCUCUAUUUUGGCAGCAACCUCUUCCCUGGAAAAUGUUCACACCACACCAUGAAAGCUAUUUGCCAUCUGCUCGGUCAGCCGGGAGACCACCUGCUGAGUGCUGGGAAGAACACCUGGCAGUAUUUCAGCAGGGACGAGGGCUCCACCAAUCCAGGAUGGAGACUAAGGACAGCAGAGGAGUACGAGGAGGCAACCGGUGCUGAGCCCCAAAUUUCAGAGUGGGUUUUUGACAUUGUCGGAAAUUUGGAAGAAGCAGUGGAUAGCUUCUCCGAGGAAGAUGACGAUGUUGAAUAUAAAGACAGAAUGGCAUUUUUACACCUCCUGAAAAGGAUGCUGCAUCUGGAAUCUGAGAAGAGAUUCACACCUGGACAAGCCUUAAAACACUGUUUCAUUACAAUGGCUCACCUGGAAGAGGACAUGGACACCAGCUCUUAUGCAGAUGCUGCCUUUGAGUUCAUGACCGUCUGCCCCCUGGAUGAAUCUGAUGAUUCUCUCAGCGACUCCGAAGCUGACAUAGAGCCAGAUGACUCAAGUGAUGGAGUCUCAACCACUGAUGACACAGACAUUAAGGCAUACUUUUAUGAUCCUCCAUACACAGCUCGCAGGACUGACUUAAGGACAGAGCCAAGCACUGAUAGUUCAUGUUAUGGAGACACAGACCUUAAGGCUUACUUUUAUGAUCCUCCAUACACAGCUCGCAGGACUGGCUUAAGGACAGAGCCAGCCACCGCUGACUUGAAUGACCAUGAUGGAGGCUCAUGCAUUUUCAGUUUCAGUGAUGAAGACCGGGCAUCAACUGAUGACGACUCAUUUGAAAUCCCGGACACAGACAGUUCUAGUGAGGAAGAGUGGGUAGUUUUGGACCCCGUUAUGACUAUAAAGCCACUUCCAUUCAUUUUGAUCAAGUUCCACCCCGGACUGGCUUCAAGAGAGAAUCACCAACUGCAAGUUUCAGUGAGAAAGAUACACUCCCUAAGAGUUCCACUGAGGGACAUUCAGACGCCGACAUCUCCAGCAAUGAAGGGUGGAGUGAUGGAUAUUCAGACACCGACAUCUCCAGCAAUGAAGGGUGGAGUUCCAGUGAGGGACAUACAGACGCCGACAUCUCCAGCGAUGAUUCAGAUGCUGAUGGAAAUGAUGACGAAGCUUUCUCCACUCCUGAGGUCUUUGACAGGUCUGCGGUCACCUAACAUCCAGAAGACUCGGAGUCAGACACUGUUCUAGCUCCGCUGAUGUCUCCAUUAUUGGAAUUAAUAACAGAGACAUCAGCGAAGCUACUUAUGAUGACGGCCCUUCAGCGGCCACUGACUUACAUGAUGUAGUCAGAAACACUGCUACUCCCAUGAAGAGUCAGGCGCUGCUGCUGCUGCUACUUCCGGUUAUGACAAUUCAGACACUGCUUGUUUGCCUAUUGCCAGUGUUACCUAUGAUGACAGAGCUUCAGCUGCCGUUGGCUCCACUGGUGGAGCUUCAGCUGGCGCUGGUUCAGCCGACAAAGCUGCAGCCACCACUUAUCCAAACGAUGGUGCUGCAGCUGCCAUUACACCUGUUGAUCUGGACGAUGUCAACAUUGACCCUGAUGGAGCCCGGCAUGAGAAUCUGUUUCAGAGGAUCUGCAAAUUCUCCUGCUGAGUGAAAGGGGCAGUGAUUUCUUUCUUCAGACAUCAGACUGAUCUACCUUGAUUACAAAAAUUAGAAUCAGACAUA